AUGCAGUUGAAAUGGGUGAUUAUACUCAUAUCGUUUUGCUUCAGCAUCGUAUUCUCACAAUCAAAUAUUGUUGAAAUCCAAAUUCCUACGAACGCCCCACAGGCUGGCACGAGUUGCACAACGGCAACCUGGCUCUCAUGGUCAGACUGGUCGACUUGCUCAGAUGAGUGCGGAUCAUGCGGUGUUCAAUUGAGAACCCGCACAUGUCUCACAACAGAACCCGGUUGCAGUUGUCAAGGAUCCUCGACUGGUGUUCAGUACUGCAAUCUAAACAUUUGUCGAUAUCCGAGAACGACAUGCUGCAACAAUUUCCGCGUAACAACCUACCAGGGCAAAUUCGCGUGCCUCUCAGCAUCGACAGUAGGCUAA
Messenger RNA from Caenorhabditis bovis, 369 nucleotides. The record is from the annotation of a GenBank genome assembly. Lineage: Eukaryota; Metazoa; Nematoda; Chromadorea; Rhabditida; Rhabditidae.